GUGAACUCCGUGGGUCCCUCGCCAUUUUCCACUCUCACCAACUCUCCAUGGCUGCCGGUGCCUUCCUCUCUUCGUCUUCUUCCACCCAUGCCAACUGGAUCUACGACGUUUUCUUGAGUUUCAGAGGCGAAGACACGCGCAAGAAUUUCACUGACCACCUCUACUUUGCUCUCAGAAAUGCCGGAAUCAAGACCUUCAGAGAUGACAACGAGCUCCGAAGAGGAGAAGAUAUUGCAUCCGAUUUGUUGUCGGCAAUACAAGGGUCCAAAAUCUCUGUCAUCGUCUUCUCCAGAAGCUACGCGGCUUCCAGGUGGUGCCUGGAAGAGCUUGUGAAGAUCAUAGAGUGCCGAAGAACGGUGAGGCAACUGGUUCUACCUAUCUUUUACGAUGUUGAACCGUCGGAUGUGCGCAACCAGACGGGUAGCUUCGCGCAAGCAUUUUCGAAACAUGAAGAGCGUUACUUGUUGGACAGAGACAAGGUACUCAGGUGGAAGAGAGCUCUGAUUGAGGCUGCUAAUUUGUCCGGAUGGGAUCUAAGAAAUACUGCAGAUGGGCAUGAAGCCAAGUUUAUUAAGAAUAUUGUUGAAGACGUUUCAACGAAACUCAACAACACAUACUUAUAUGUCACACUCUACCCAGUUGGAGUAGAGUCUCGUGUGCAAGACAUCACCUCAUUGUUAAGGGUUGGAGUCGAUAAUGUCCGCAUGGUAGGAAUUUGGGGAAUGGGCGGAAUUGGAAAAACAACCAUUUCUAAAGCCAUAUAUAACCAAAUUUUUCAUAAUUUUGAAGGUAAGAGUUUUCUUGCAAAUAUUAGGAAAACUUCUAAGCAACCUGAUGGUCUGGUUCGAUUACAGAAGCAACUUCUUUCUGAUAUCUUGAAGAUGGACAAAACAAAAGUGAAUAAUGUUGAUACAGGAAUUGCUACAAUACAAGAAAGACUUCGUCAUAGAAAGGUACUUGUUAUACUUGAUGAUGUAGACCAAUUGGAGCAACUCAAUGCCAUAGCUAGAAGUCGUGAUUGGUUCGGCCCAGGAAGUAGGAUUAUUAUAACAACUAGAGAUGAGCAAUUGCUAAAGAUGCUUGAAGUAGAUGCAGUAUAUGCAACAAAAGAAAUGACUAAAAUUGAAUCGUUGGAGCUCUUUAGUUGGCAUGCCUUUAGGAAUAGUUCUCCAACUGAAGAUUAUAAGGACUUGUCAAGAAGCAUCGUUGCUUAUUCUGGAGGAUUACCACUAGCUCUUGAAGUUUUGGGUUCUUUCCUAUUCUCUAGGAGCAUGCAGGAAUGGGAAAGUACAUUGGACAAAUUGAAAAAGAUUCCUCAUGAUCGAAUUCAAAAAAAGCUUAGAAUAAGCUUUGAUGCACUAAGUGAUAGUACUCAGAAGGAUAUUUUCCUUGAUAUAUCCUGUUUCUUUAUCGGAAUGGACAAAAACUAUGUUAUACAAAUAUUGGAUGGAUGUGGUUUUUUUGCAGAGAUUGGAAUUAGUGUCCUCAUUCAGCGGUGUCUUCUUUCAGUUGGUGAGAGAAACAAGCUCAUAAUGCAUGAUUUGCUUCGAGAUAUGGGAAGAGAAAUUGUUCGUGAAGAAUUCCCCAAAAUACCGGGAAAGUGUAGUAGAUUAUUGCUACAUAAAGAUGCACUUGAUAUAUUGGCAAAGCAUGAGGGAACAAAAGCAGUUGAAGGACUUACUUUAAAAUUGCCAAGAUUAAGUAAGGUGAAUUUCAGUACAAGAGCAUUUAUAAAAAUGCAGAGAUUGAGAUUACUUCAACUUGAUUAUGUACACCUCACUGGAGAUUAUGAACAUCUUUCCAAAGAGUUAAGGUGGCUCCGUUGGCAUGGAUUCCCGCUAAAGCUUUUGCCAAACAAAUUUUACUCAAGAAAUCUAGUUGCGAUUGACUUGCGAUAUAGCAAUCUCACACAAGUUUGGAAAAAUUCCGAGAAUUUGUUCGAGGAGUUGAAAUUCCUAAAUCUCAGUCAUUCCCAUUACCUAACUCGAACUCCUAACUUUGCAAGACUCCCUAAUCUUGAGAAACUAAUACUCAAAGAUUGUACGAGUUUGUUUGAGGUUCACCAGUCUAUUGGAGGUCUUACUAAUCUCAUUUUGGUAAAUUUGAAAGAUUGUCAAAGUCUUGAAAGUCUGCCAAGGAGUUUCUAUAAGUUGAAGUGUGUUCAAAUUCUCAUUCUUUCUGGUUGUUCUAAAUUUGACAAUUUGGCUGAUGAGUUGGGGGAGAUGGAAUCCUUGACAACUUUUCUUGCAGAUAACACUGCUAUAAGACAAGUGCCACGUACCAUAGUACAAUUGAAGAGCCUCAGAUACUUGUCGUUGUGUGGGUGUAAAGGAUCGCCAUCAAAGUCACUCCCUUCACUCCUUUUGUCUUGGAUAUCUCCUAGGAAAAGUUCGAAGUCAGUCAAUCUAUUGCCUGCUUCACUACAAGGCUUGAACGUACUAAGAGAAUUACGUCUCGGAGAUUGCAAUUUAUCAGAUGAUGCAAUUCCUAAAGAUCUUGGGAGUUUAUGUUCCCUUGAAUUGUUAGAUCUAAAAAACAAUCAUUUUCGUAGCCUACCAUCAAGCCUUGGUGGUCUUUCGAAGCUUCGAAGGCUCAUGUUGGAUAAUUGCCUAAAGCUUCAAUCUAUUCCAGAUUUACCACCAAAUUUGAGUAAUUGCCAUGCAUCAUACUGCAUGGCAUUGGAAAGAAUGCCAAAUAUAUCAAACAUCUCAAAUUUGCAACAUCUAUACCUCCCUUAUUGCAAUAAAUUACUCGAGAUUCCAGGCUUGGAUAAGUUGUUGAAGUCCAUUUGGGAGAUUCAGUUGGUAGGGUGUAGCAAUUUAACAAACACUUUUAAACAAAGCAUCCUACAGGAAUGGAUUCCGAGUGAAUUUGGUGAUAGUUUUUCCAUUUGUCUACCUGGCAAUGAUAUUCCUGAUUGGUUUACGUAUAAGGAAGAGGGACCCUCCGUAUCUUUUGAAGUGCCUCGCAUGAUUGAAGGGUUCACACUACGCAUUGUUUAUUCAUUAUGUCCUGACAAGAUGGUAGAUGGUGAUCUUACCAAUUAUUUUUCCCCUCUAGAUGUUACAGUAAUCAAUUAUACCAAGAAUAUCACUCACAUUGAACUUUCAGAAUCAUUUAAUCUAUCAAUCGCCCAUGAGGUUGAAGAUCACAUUUGGCAAGUCACUAUUGAUAAACUUUUGUUCGAUUUGGAGGCCAGUGACCGAGUAGAGGUUAACGUAAAUACUCGGCCAGGAGUCGAUGUUAAGAAAACAGGGGUUUUCCUAAUAUAUGACAGGGUUGUAGAUGGAAGUAUGGUUCAUUAUGCCUCUACAUCCAAUAAGGAUGCCAUUAUUGUUAGUGACAAUGGAGACGCAUCUAUAGAUCAUGUUGCAAUCGAGUCUAAAAGAGGCCUUAGUGAUGAUAAAUCAGAAUCAUGCUAUGGUUGCUUUGACGACGAUCGAGAGGCUAAAAGAUUGAGGUGUGAACAUAAUCCUGAUGGUAAAGUAGAAUCAAGCUGUGGUUGCUUUGAUGACGAUCGAGAGGCUAAAAGAUUGAGGUGUGAACAUAAUCCUGAUGUUAAAGCAGAAUCAAGCUGUGGUUGCUUUGACGACGAUCGAGAGGCUAAAAGAUUGAGGUGUGAUCAUGAUACUGAAAUGAGUAUAGAUGACGAUUGAAGAAAUUAAGAAAGCUCAUAUCACAAGAAGCAAGUGCAUUUCAUGACUAUUUUCCUUUGGACCAUUUUGAAUUUUUUUUCACUAAUUGUUUGAAUUAUGUAUCUGGGUUUCUCGAGAUUUGAUUUGUAUUCAAAGAUUUCAAUGUUGAUUCUCAUUUUUCUUUUAAUUUUUUUGACAUUUAUUCUGAAGUUGUUUUAACGAGUUCUUUUGGCUUCGGCGGAGAA
This is a messenger RNA of Alnus glutinosa, 3880 nucleotides long. Its product is annotated as disease resistance protein RPV1-like. Gene Ontology annotation, biological process: signal transduction; defense response. The transcript is spliced from 6 exons. NCBI's taxonomy places the organism in Eukaryota, Viridiplantae, Streptophyta, Magnoliopsida, Fagales, Betulaceae. The coding region runs from base 48 to 3656 and encodes 1202 amino acids. The record is from RefSeq and is a predicted model, not a curated record. Gene Ontology annotation, molecular function: ADP binding; protein binding.